CUCCCUCCCGAAAGCCUCCUUCUCUCGUGGAGUCUCACUUGGGUCGGAGACGCACCAGAGCCGCCAGCCAUGCGCCUUUCGCUCCUCUCCUCCGCCUUGGGAUGCCUCUGCCUGGCCAGCCUCUGCACCAAAGGGGCGCAUGGGAAUUUGGACGUCUUUACGCCCGAAACGGUGGAGGCAGAAAUUGGGAAGACGGCUCUCAUCGAAUGCCGUUUCUCCGUCCCGGAAAAUGCCAACUACACUUACGUCCACUGGCAUGCGAUGGAGAAGCAUUCGCGGAAGCUGAUCAUCUCCAUGAUCCAAAACGUGGAGCAAAACAAGGAUCCCAAGUACAAGGACCGGCUCAGCAUCUUGUCCAACUUUUCCCUCAAAAUCAGCGACGUUCACUUGAAGGACGGCAAGGUCUACGUCUGCCAGGUGGGCCUGGGCAGUCUGGGCGCUGGCGAGAACCGGACCGAGCUGCGAGUCUCCAAAGCUCCAGAACCUCCUGUGAUCCAGAAGACCGACGGCGGCAUCAUGGCAUCCGACUCGGAGAACCACGAGAUUGCAAAAUGCAUCAGCCGCAACGGCUUCCCAGCCUCCACCGUGACGUGGUACAAGGAUGAUGAGCUUCUGACGAAAAACGGACAAGAUAUUGAUAUCCGCCUUGCGCUGACCAAGGAUAGCAAUGGGCUGGUCACGGUCCAGAGCACCCUCUUGGCUCAAGUGACCAAGGAAGACCGCAGCGCUCUCUUCCACUGCCAAGUGGAUUACAGUCUGGCCGGGACGAACAAGACUUUCAAGUCGGAGAGCUUCCAAAUCAACAUUCACUACCCCUCUGAGAACGUGAGUCUUGUGAUGGAGACCCGGAGCCCGGUGGUGAAGGAGGGCGACAACGUGACACUGCGUUGCGAAGCGGAUGGCAACCCGGCCCCAGAAUACACCUUCUCCAGGUUCAAGGAUGGGUACGAAGAAGACCUCUCGGAUGUUUUGGGUGGAAAGCUGUCCUUCCUCGACAUCAGCCGGAACGAAAGCGGCACCUACAUGUGCAAAACCUUUGACUUGCAGACCUUUCAAGAGUUGAACGCAACUGUGAACCUGUUUGUGAACUACCUGGACGUGCCCACCAUCGCGGCCGCCACUUUGAAGCAGCGCAAGCACCAGUGGGAAUGGGACCCUUCCAAGCUCAAGCACCUCUCGGAGGGUGACGGUGUGCUCCUGACCUGCAGCGCAUCGGGGUCCAAGCCUGUGGAGUUUCAGUGGGAAAAGAAGGGAGAGCUGAUUUCAAAAGGGAACCAGCUCAACUUGACCAGCGUCACCUAUAUGGCGACAGGAGACUAUAUCUGCCGGGCCGCCAUGCCGGACAUCCCUGGCCUCUCUCGCUCCAAAUCCAUUGCCUUGGCUGUUCAGGCAAUUCCGCAACUGACGCCGCAGAAGGACCUCUUGCAAGUCAAAGAGGGCGAGCUGUUGAACCUGACUUGCAGCGCCUUUUCGGUUCUGAAGCCCAAGAUAUCCUGGAGCAUGAAGAACGUCUCGAGCCACAUGCAUUCCCGGGCGCACCAGCACACCAGCACCCUCUCGGUCCACGUCACCAAGGCGCUCCUGGAGUCGGGGAUCAAUUGCUCCGCCGAGAACCGGAUAGGAAGAGCCGAGCACCAGUUCAGGCUGGAGCUGAGGCCAGAUGUGGUGAAGCCUGAUGAUAACAAGACCGGGAAUGGCACUUCUGAAUGGGACGAGGAAGGGACAACUGCAAACAGCCCAAAGACAGAGACGUUGCCCACUCCCACUUCGUUGGAAAAUGACACUUCAGGGUUUGAUUACAACCAAACAUUCCCUUUCGAAUUUCCCGGAGAGGUGGAGGAAGAUAUAGGCAGGCGUAACCUGACGCAAGGUUCAACCAAACAGGAGAGCAGAGGGGUCAUUAUCGUGGCGGUGGUCGUCGGCAUCAUGGCGAUUUCGAUCCUGGGCGCCGUCCUUUAUUUCCUGCACAAGAAAGGGAAGCUGCGCUGCGGACGUUCGGGGAAACAAGAGAUCACAAGUCCCGACGCGCAUAAAGACGAGAUUGUAGUUGAAGUUAAGUCAGAUAAACUGCCGGAAGAAGCGGGGCUUCUGCAGGGCGCCAACGGCGAGAAGCGAUCAGCAAGCGACCAGGGAGAGAAAUACAUCGACCUGAGGAACUGAGAGGAGACCGCCGUGCGCCUUUUCCUGAGGAUUUCUGCUUCCCAUCCCCAAAAUCUUCCCUCCUUUCCUGCUCCCACGACCCAAAUGCACAGCCAACGAAUGCACAAGACGGCUCCGCGGCAAAGGAUCCUUUGCAGUCCGAAGACUGUCCGAAAGAGACUGUUACCCCUUUUUCCUCUUGGAGACCAAAAAAAGGAUAAUUUUUUGAAGGUUAUUGUUUCAAAGCAUACAUGUUCAGGAUGUUUUGUGUGCUUGGUGAAAAGAAGAAGUCUUUCUCCUAACCUAUUUCUCCAAAAAGUGUUAGAACAUACUCAAGUUUCUUGGAUUCGGUUUUUCAGUCGCAGGAAGGAAAAGGUCCUUCUCCUAACUUAUUUCUCUGAAUGCAUCAUCACUAAGCAACUUAACCUAUUUCUCCAAAAAGUACUUUCUUGGAUUUGAUUUUUCAGUCUAUGUUAGGAGGAAGGAAAAAGUCCUUCUCCUGACGUAUUUUAUCUGAAUGCAUCGUCACUAAGCACUUGCCAACUUGGUCCAACUAAGACUGGGUCCAACCAUAGGGUCAAUGAUGAAAAAAUCGGGAAAUAAAGUAAUGAAAGGACUGGAGAUGAGCUCAAGAGAGUUCAAUGUGUUGUCAAAAGGCUUUCAUGGCUGGAAUCACAGGGUGGUUGUGUGUUUUCCAGGCUGUAUAAUAAUAAUAAUAGUAAUAAUAAUAAUAAGGACCUCAAGAUUGAACUUCAAAGACUCUGGCAGAAACCAGUGUAGGUGGUCCCGGUGGUGAUGGGCACACUGGGUGCCGUGCCAAAAGAUCUCAGCCGGCAUUUGGAAACAAUAGACAUUGACAAAAUUACGAUGUGCCAACUGCAAAAGGCCACCCUGCUGGGAUCUGCACGCAUCAUCCGAAAAUACAUCACACAGUCAAGGACACUUGGGAAGUGUUCGACUUGUGAUAUGAAAUCCAGCAUAUCCAUUUUGUUUGCUGUGUCAUAAUAAAAUAAUAAUAAUACUUUAUUUAUACCCCGCCGCCAUCUCACCACGGGGAUUCGGGGUGGCUCACAUGGGGCAAGGCUCGACCAGCAUAAUUUGCAAAAACAACAGCAUAAAUACAUUGCACAAUAUACAAAAAAAAAAAACACAGUAAGAUAAUAAAACAGGAAUACAGCAUGUUCCAGAAAUAUUCUCUCCUGACGUUUCGCCCACAUUUAUGGCAGGCAUCUUCGCAACCUCUGAGGAUGCCUGCCAUAGAUGUGGGCGAAACGUCAGGAGAGAAUGCUUCUGGAACAUGACCAUACAACCCUGGAAAACACACAACAACCCAGCUCAGGAGAGCUUUGGCUUCCAGAAUAUGGCUCUAAACUGUAGAAAGUAUUGAAAGCUGGUUUCCUAUUUGCCACAAACAAAAGUCCAGCUCAAAAAAGCCAAAAAAAAAUUAAAACACAGCAAGACA
Anolis carolinensis (green anole) is the source of this 3601-nucleotide messenger RNA. RefSeq names its product melanoma cell adhesion molecule (gene mcam). The record is from RefSeq and is a predicted model, not a curated record. The transcript has 18 exons. NCBI's taxonomy places the organism in Eukaryota, Metazoa, Chordata, Lepidosauria, Squamata, Anolidae. Gene Ontology annotation, cellular component: plasma membrane. Bases 70 to 2160 code for a protein of 696 amino acids. Gene Ontology annotation, molecular function: laminin receptor activity.